Gambusia affinis (western mosquitofish) is the source of this 2635-nucleotide messenger RNA. It is a transcript of the gene rubcnl, whose product is annotated as rubicon like autophagy enhancer. The record is from RefSeq and is a predicted model, not a curated record. NCBI's taxonomy places the organism in Eukaryota, Metazoa, Chordata, Actinopteri, Cyprinodontiformes, Poeciliidae. Gene Ontology annotation, biological process: autophagosome maturation; autophagosome-lysosome fusion; autophagosome-endosome fusion. Gene Ontology annotation, cellular component: intracellular membrane-bounded organelle; autophagosome membrane. Bases 262 to 2388 code for a protein of 708 amino acids. Gene Ontology annotation, molecular function: phosphatidylinositol phosphate binding. The transcript is spliced from 17 exons.
ACCUGUUGGGAUAUUUUGUAGUCAGUGUCAACACCCCAAUAGAAAGCGGAGUGGAAGGCUUUCUGGCCUCUGUGCUGUCAGGGAAGACAUUACUAAGUGUUCAACCACAGAAGGCACACAAGCAGCGUUGAAUACAGGAAGUGCUAAUCAACCGUCUGCCUUCCUUUCAGCAGCGUUAGGUGGAUAAGCAGUGUCGCGGGUUUGUCUCGCUGGACCCUAACGGGGUUUCUUUGCAGCUAUACGUCAGGAGUCCACGGCACGAUGGGAAGCUGCGACGGCUUGUCAUCGUCUCCAAACAGAGUUGGGUACGUCAGCUGGAGCGUGGACUCUGGAGAGACCUGGCAACCUUCAACCGGACCUCCACCAGGUACAGGAGAAAAAGAGGCUUUUUCUAACCAGAGCCAGCAGCCGACCAAUUCAGGUUGCAUCCCAUCUCUGGUUCUAACACUAGAACCCAGUGGAGAAGAAACAAAUACGCCGUUUGACCUUCCGUACCCACGAAAACAACUCACAAGGAGGAAAUGCACCAAAAUCUCCAAAAAUUGCAGACAAAUCCCAGGGAACAGCAAGCUCAGAGACCAUGAUAGGAACUUCAAACUUCCACGAGACGCUAUGGCAAACAACGAGGAACCUUCCCAUUGCAAGGAUGAAAACGUUCCCCUACACAGGAGCAGUCCAGUCAUCUCCAGACGCAGCAAGCCCAUCUCCUGGCAGGAAAAGGCAACCAGUCCGUCUGAUUCAUUAAGCAUGGACUCUUCCCCUCGUUCCCCCGGCUCAUGUGACCAGCGUGAGUGUGUGACAUCUACCGGUAAGGAGGACGUGGAGCCCCGGCUGACUUCCGGUCACCAAUCGUUCGAAACCACGGUGGAGGAUAAGAGGCCGCGUGUUCCUCUAUCGUCAAGCCCGAUCAGCAUCCUGAGUAGCCAGGACCGAUCCAGCAGAAGCCCUCAGAGAUCUGAGAAGGAGAAAAGGGGAUGUAGCCUAAACAGCUGGAGUACCCCCAACAGGACAGGCCACUCCUCCUCAAGGCCUCACAGCAAAGACAGAAGCUGCUCUGAACUCCUGGAUUUACCUCCAGACAUCUUUAAGACCAGCUGUGAGCUGGAAAAGGAGAACGCUCAUUUUGUUGUGGUAGACAUGAUGCUGGAGGUUCUGGAAGGCGUCAAAUGGACUCUGAGCUUCGACUCGGUGAUGUAUAAACACUGCGUUGUGUGCACAAAGAGGCAGCCGAGCUCUGAGGGCCGCAGUUCCAUCUGCAAGCGCAGGCUCCUACGUGACGACACGAGGCCGCAGCGGACGGACUGGGCUGCGGAUACACCGGAACCACAGACUAGUCACAAUGAACAUCAAACCAAGAGUCGGUCGAUCCUUUCUACUGACAGCGGGUUUGAAGACUGUGGGGUCGGCACGAUGCCACCAGAUUUGAUCAGAAACAGUGCAGAGUGCCUGGCCCAGCAGCUGGUGCUGGAGUUCAAAAGGAAGUGGCUUCCUUCCCACGUGCAUCGGCGAGGACGGCAAAGCCUCCGCAGUUCACUGCAAGAGUUACCAGGUACUGGGGGUGUGGAGGUAAAGACUGGGAGUUUAACGGAGGAGAUCCGACUCAGGACCAGGAUGAGAGGAUCCCUGAACUGGGCACCGCCGAGUUUCCAGAUCAUUUUCUCUGUCCAGCCACAACACAGACGGAGCGAGGUGGUAGCCUUACAACACUACCUGUGUGCGGGAUGCGGGACAGAGGUGGAGCCCAGAUACAUCAAGAAACUGCGGCACUGUGAAUAUCUGGGAAGAUAUUUCUGUGACUGUUGCCACAGUGGAUCAGAGGCAAUUAUUCCGGGUCGAGUUCUGUCCAACUGGGACUUUAGCAGGUACUCUGUGAGCGACUUCUCCAAGCAGCUGCUGGACUCGGUCUGGUCUCAGCCCCUGUUCGACCUCGGCUCUGUGGGGAAGGCUCUGUGGAGCAAAGUGAAAGACCUGGACAGGUUCAGGGAGCUGAGGGAGCAGCUGACCGGAAUCAGGAAGCUGCUGAAAGCCUGCAGGUUAUCUGAAAGGGUGUUGGCCGAGUUCGAGCCACUUCCUGCUCACCUGCUGGACGAGCCUCUGCUCUUCUCCAUGGAAGACCUCUACAGAGUGAAGAAGGGUCAGCUGGUGGCGCAGGCCCGAGCGCUGCUCAACUCGGCUCUGGAGCACGUCGACAACUGUGAGCUGUGUAGGGGCCGAGGCUUCAUCUGCGAGUUCUGUCGAGCAAAGGACAUCAUCUUUCCUUUUCAGAAAGACAAAUGCCAGCGAUGUCCAGUGUGCAAGGCCUGCUUUCACAAAGACUGUUUCCUGGGGAAAAGGUGUCCGAAAUGCACACGGAUCCAGUCCCGAACAAAAGUCCAGACGAAGCCAUGAAGUGCGAUACGAACAGAGAUCCUCUGCUGGGAGCCACUACACCUCUCUGGAAAGUUGUCCUCAUACAGUGCUGUCGCCUUUAUCAGUGUUGCACUUUGAAACAUUGCACUCAAAAAUCUCUUUACAGCUGUAAUUUGAUGUCUGUUGAAAUACUAAUGUUUAUUUAUUUACCCUAAAACGAAUGAGUUCCUUCUUCUAAAUUGUUGUCACAUUUGUUUUUUCAAUUAAUAUUAAACAUUUGAGACAA